GUUUUUUCAUGGAUGCACCUACUCAAGCUAUUCUCUCCGCUUUCUCUAUUGUUCUUGGACAUGAGAUUGGUGAUCGACAAGCUGCUGAACAAAGUCUGACUGCAUUGGAAGUUCUUGAAGACUACCCAAUCAAAGUGGCGAAUAUAUUUUUAAAUGAUCAACUUUGUGUUGAAUUACGUCAGUUGGCUGGUAUUACAUUAAAGAAUUAUAUAGCUGUACAUUGGAGUGAAACAUCUUGUAUGUCAUUUAAACCACCGGAAACAUGUGAUAAUGCAAAAUCCCUUAUUCGAUCCGGAAUGUUACAGUUGUUAACUUCACCUCAUCGAUCGAUUCGUGUGACAGCUGCCCAUACAAUCACUUUGAUCGCUCAACAUGAUUGGCCAGAAGUGUGGCCAGAUUUAUUUAAUCAACUUAUUACAUUAAUUCGACAAUCAUGCAUGAAUAAUAAUAAUGAUAUCGAUAAGAAUACAGUGCAUGGAGUUUUACGUGUACUAACUGAAGUUAGUUCUGAUCUAUCUGACCUUGACUUGCCUGUAGUUGGUCCAUUUAUUAUGCCUGAACUAUUGCGAAUAUAUUCAGAUAAACAGAAUUAUGAUCAGUCUACACGGCGGCGUGCUGUUAUCACAAUUGAUAACCUCUUAAAUAUUGCUGUUAUGUGUCAAAAUGAGGAUAUUUUAAAUGACUUUGUUAAUCGUUAUAUUUGUCCAUCAUUGGGAGCAAUUAUUAGUGAUCUAACUACUUAUGAUGAAAACUCAACAAUAUCGCAAGUAACACAUAAAGGUGAACUUAUACAACUUUUAAUUACACUUUGCGUUGAAAAUCGUAAAUUUUUCUCAAAUUUUCCUGGUUAUAAUAUAUCACAAAUGAUUAAUAUAGUGUUGAAUUUGGUUAUAUCCUGUGUUAAACAAUAUACUGAAUUGCAAAUUGCUUCAAACUCUUCAAAUGAAAAAGAAGAAGAAUAUGAUUCUGAUGGUGAAAUAUUGGAUUACGAUACAUUUGUUUAUAGUAUUUUACAAUGUUUAACUAGUCUUGUUUCAUCGAAAUCCAGAAAAUCUAUGAUAAAGUAUCUUGAUGAAUUAUGCUGUCAAUUAUGUCAACUUGUUCAACUACCAGAAAAAACACUGGAAAUUUGGUCCAAUAGUAUCUCUGAAUAUGUCGUUGAUUCUGAAGAAUUUCUUGGUUAUUCCGUUCGUUUAGUUACUAUGGAUUUAAUUAAGAAAAUUGCAAGUAAAGUUCACAAUGGAGCUCAAUUUAUCAAUUGUGCAAUUAAUAAAAUGUUAAUACUUUCAGAAAGUCUACACAACGAAGGUGUUGGUUAUUGGUGGAAAUUACUUGAAGCCUGUCUUUACAUCAGUGGUAAUUUAGCUUCAAAUUCUAUCAAUAUAUUCAGUCAUAACAAUAGAUCAAUCCAUCAAACCUUAAACAAUACGUCCAAUUCAUGUUUCAUUGAAUUCGAUGUAUUUUAUACACAUUAUUUAAAACCAAGUUUAGGACAAAAUGAUUUUCCAUUUCUCCAAGCAACAGCACUUCGUUGUAUGUCUCAUUUGUAUGAAGCUAAUAUUCUUAAUGAAUCUCAAGCACAAUGCUUUCCAAGUCUACUUUCGAACGCAAUGUCUGCUACACAAUCGUCGAUAUUGAAAAUUUCUGCUAUGCAUUCACUUGACACUCUUCGUGCAAAUGAAAACAACAUAAAGAAGCAAAUGGAGAACAACACAUCAACGUUUGUCGCAUCGUCAUCUGUAUUUAUUACAAAUUAUAUCGUACCGCAUUUGCCUAAUUUAAUAUCGAAUUUAUUGGAAUGUUUAUCGACUUUCGGUGAACCGGUUUUAGAUGUUGGUCUAUGUGGAUUAUAUAAAUUGUUAUGUGUUGAUUUACAUCAAUUUACUCAAUCGAUUAUUACACAAAUAAUCCCUAUUAUGGUAGGAUUAUUUAAGCACUGUUUCGGUGUCGCUACAACACUUUCGUAUUACACAAGAAUAAUCCGUGUUCUCUAUAAAGUAGCCAGUUCAAAUAAAGAAUCAAUUGAUGCUAUUGAAAAUGCACUUCUACCUACUUUAAUUACUUAUUUAGAAAAUCAUGAAGUAUCAGAGAGUGGAGAUAUUGAAGCAGCCUUGAAAGUAUUCGGUGUGUUGAUCAGUCCAUCAGAAUUUGGAAUUAGUUCCAAUUUGAUUCACCGAGUAUUCCCAGCUGUUGUACAUAUCGCUAUCACAAGUACAGACGCUGUAGUGAUUUCAGAAUGCUGUGAUGUGAUACGCUGUUAUUUAGCAGCCGGUUCUUCACAAAUUCUCGAAUGGCAUGAUGAUGAAGGCAAUAAUGGAGUUGGUUAUAUACUCCAUGUAACUUCUCGUUUACUAGAUCCCUCGAACCCAGUUGAAUGGGCUACACCAGCUGGCAAAUUAGCUUAUGCUAUUCUACUUCAUUUUGAUGCUCAGCAGUUGAGAGAGAAUACAGAUUUGUUAUUACGUGGUGUACUAGCUCGUCUGUGUACAUUAAUGGGCAAUAAUCACAAACAAUCUUCACAGUUAGUAUAUAAUGAUCAACAAAAGGGUAUUCAUGGAGCCAGACAAAGCUUACUCUUCGUCAUUAUCUUGUUGUUUCGUAUACGAACUAAAUUGGCUAUUGAUUUCUUGUCAACUAUACCAGACUUAUCCGGAAAGCCUAUACUACAAGAAAUAUUAUCAAUAUGGUGUAAUUGUCAACCGUAUUAUUUUUCACGUUAUGAAAUUCAAGUUAGUACCAUGGCAUUGGCUAAUUUGAUACUGCACACAAUCAAUACAAAAGAUGAACGUAUUAUGCAAAUAACACUUCAAGAAGAAAUGGACAAUAAUGAUAAUAAUGAAUCUAUUCAAACCAGAUCGAAAUCUAGUCAACAGACUAAAAUACUGAUUGAUGUACCAAUUAUUGUUAGCAUGUACAAAUUGUUAUUAAACGAAUUAGACAAGAAACUAGAAGAGGAGGCAGAAUGUGAUGAUGAAGGCAAUGACAGUGAAUUCGAUGACAAUGAUGACAAUAGUGAUGAUGAUGAGGUACAAGCAGAAGGUUUUGAACAACAAGAACUAUGUGUAGAAGAUGAAAGUAAAAACAACGACAAAAGUGAUCAGGAUAUCGUCAAUCAGAAAAAGAGGAAACGGAAAGCAAAAGAUAAUGGCAAUAGUGAUGAUAUGCAACAAGACGAUGAUAAUGAUGAUGCUGAUAUAAGUGAUUUCGACACAGAAGACGAUGAUAUCAUCUUAUCGGAAGAUCCAAUCUAUUCGACAGAUCCUAUUAUGAAUGUAAAUUUGAAAGAAUUUCUAUGUAAUUUCCUAUCUGAUUUAUCUCAACAAAUUUAUUAUAAUGAAUUCAGUCGAUAUCAUACAUCAUUGGAGUUGACAACACUUCAACGAAUUGGUAUUUUACCUCAGAACAAUGAAUAAAUAGAAGAGACAGAUACUGUGUGUGUGUGUGAAGAUGAAACGGGGAGAUAAAAAAAAGUGUUUUCAGAAACAACUAUUUUUUAAUGCUUUUUCUUUAAAAAUAAAAAUAAAAACUAUUCGAAUAAUUGAUGAAUUCCUUGAUUUGUUUAUGAUCAAUUGUUGUUUCUAUAAUACAAUAUGAAUUUGUUGUUCAUCAA
Messenger RNA from Schistosoma spindalis, 3610 nucleotides. The record is from the annotation of a GenBank genome assembly. Lineage: Eukaryota; Metazoa; Platyhelminthes; Trematoda; Strigeidida; Schistosomatidae.